AUGUCGCGAAAAUAUGAUUCUCGAACGACAACAUUCUCCCCUGAAGGACGGUUGUAUCAAGUAGAGUAUGCAAUGGAGGCAAUUUCCCAUGCAGGUCUUACCCUCGGCAUCAUGGCCUCUGAUGGAAUUGCACUCGUCGCGGUGAGGAGAAAAAUUUCUGGCACUCUGGAGGAGCCCCAUCAGGUAGGCCACUUAGUUGCGGCCGUCGCUGGGCUCACCGCCGACGCCAAUAUUCUUGUCAAAGAGGCACGGUCUAAAAGUCUGGAAUAUUGGAGGAGCUUCUCUUCCAAUAUCCCAAUUGAGCUAUUGGUGCAGCGUAUUGGAAAUCUAAAGCAGGGGUUCACUCAAAUGGGCGGCCUGCGUCCCUUUGGCGUUUCGCUUUUGUAUGCCGGCUAUGACAAAAGCCUUGGAUUUCAACUAUAUCAUUCGGAUCCAUCUGGAAACUACUCGGCAUGGAAAGCCACGGCGGUUGGAGCGCAAUCUCAAGCGGCCCAGUCAUUCUUGAAAAACGAGUUUUCUGAAGGUCUAUCCCUGGUCGAAGUAAAAGAUCUCGCAUUUAGAACCCUUCGUCAUGUUUUGAUUGGCGACGAAGAAGAGGCCAACAAUGAAGAGGACGAUAUAAAGGCAGGUGAUCCAACCAAUGCUGACACGAUGGACGAACUUGAUCUCUCAGACAUUGUUGCUACCGGUAUGUUUUGGUUUUGA
Mitosporidium daphniae is the source of this 705-nucleotide messenger RNA. RefSeq names its product alpha type subunit of oroteasome. The coding region runs from base 1 to 705 and encodes 234 amino acids. Gene Ontology annotation, biological process: ubiquitin-dependent protein catabolic process. Lineage: Eukaryota; Fungi; Microsporidia. The transcript has 2 exons. Gene Ontology annotation, cellular component: cytosol; proteasome core complex, alpha-subunit complex; proteasome core complex. The record is from RefSeq and is a predicted model, not a curated record.